Messenger RNA from Tachyglossus aculeatus (Australian echidna), 3635 nucleotides. RefSeq names its product phosphatidylinositol specific phospholipase C X domain containing 2 (gene PLCXD2). The transcript is spliced from 4 exons. Lineage: Eukaryota; Metazoa; Chordata; Mammalia; Monotremata; Tachyglossidae. The coding region runs from base 114 to 1115 and encodes 333 amino acids. Gene Ontology annotation, molecular function: phosphoric diester hydrolase activity. The record is from RefSeq and is a predicted model, not a curated record. Gene Ontology annotation, biological process: lipid metabolic process.
GGUCGGUCGGUGGAUCCAUCGAUCCAUCUAUCGAUCCAUCGAUCGGAUGUGGGUGUGCCCCCCGGGGGUGUCGGGCCCGGGGCCCCGGGCGUGGUCCCCGGGCUGAGCGCGAUAUGCUGCCCGGCCGGCGGCGGGCGCGGAGGAGGGGGGCGGACCCCGCCCGCAGCCCGGACCCCGCCAACGCGGACUGGAUGGGAGCCCUCCCGCCCGCCCUCCGCCACACCGCCCUCGCCCACCUCGCCAUCCCAGGUUCCCACGACUCGUUCAGCUACUGGGUGGACGAGAAGUCCCCGGUGGGGCCCGACCAGGCUCCGGCCGUGACGCGUCUGGCCCGGAUCUCCCUGGUGAAGAAGCUAAUGAAGAAGUGGUCGGUGACCCAGAACCUGACCUUCCGGGAGCAGCUGGAGGCUGGCAUCCGCUACUUCGACCUUCGGGUGGCAUCCAAGCCGGGGGAGGCCGGCCGGGAGAUCUACUUCGUCCACGGCCUGUUCGGGAUCCGGGUGUGCGACGGGCUGGCGGAGAUCGGCGGCUUCCUGGCCCAGCAUCGCCGGGAGGUCGUCUUCCUGGACUUCAACCACUUCUACGCCAUGGAGGAGGCUCACCACGACUACCUGACGGGCUGCAUCCGGGAAGCCUUCGGGCCCCGCCUCUGCCCACCUCGGAGGGUGGAGGACGUCACCCUGCGGGCCCUGUGGGAGCAGCGCUGCCAGGUCCUCGUGUUCUAUCACUCGCCUGUGGCCAAGCAUCACCCGUUCCUGUGGCCGGGCGCCAGGAUCCCGGCGCCGUGGGCGAACACGACCAGCGUGCGUAAGCUGCUUCUCUUCCUGGAGACCACCCUGGGGGAACGGGCCCCCCAGGGCACCUUCCACGUGUCCCAGGCGAUUCUCACCCCCCGGGUCAAGACGAUUGCCCGAGGCCUGGUGGGUGGCCUGAAGAAUACACUGGUUCACAGGAACCUCCCCGUGAUCCUGAGCUGGGUGAAGACCCAGAAACCGGGAGUCCUCGGGGUGAACAUCAUCACCUCCGACUUUGUGGAUCUGGUGGACUUCGCCACGACGGUCAUCGAGUUGAACAACCUCCUUUUGCAAGGGGACCGGGCUCUGGCCAAAUGCUGACCUGGCUUUCGUUGGCCUGAAGUGGCGGUCCCCCCUCCGGGUUGGGGCCAUGAUGCUCCCGUUCCCCUCUGGCCGGGUGGGAUUCUGGGAUUGGAUGAGAAGACGCCGUUUCUCCCACCGUCGGGGUUAACCGGGAGCUGGUCGGGGUGUUUCUGGGAUUUUCGGGGUGCCAGGGGAAGAGUUGGCCACCGUGUCUGAGUCUGAGGCCCACCUUCCUCGCUGUUCUUCCCAGCGGCCCCGGCUCUGCCUCGGCGGGUCUUGGGGGUCUUCCGGCCCGGCCUCGGGGUGCCGGCAGGGAAAAGGGGGCCGGGAGGUCUCCCACCCCCAGCUCCGAAUGGUCCGCUCUGCCACCGCUGCUGCGUCCCACAUCUCAGCAAGGCCCGGGGACCCCAGCGUGAGUCCCAUGAUGGAUGGAUGAUGGUUGGAUCCACUGCUGCUGCUGCUUUUUGGCCAGGUGGGGCCCGGCCCGGCCCUCCAGACCCGUCGGACGGUUCUCCAUUUGAGCGUGGUCUCCCCGCCCUCCGUGCCGGCAUCCUGGAGGAGGUGGGGCUGACCGGGGGCAUCGUCGUCCGCCAAGUUAGGAGGACGUGAGGCCCCCCCAACCCGGUUCUUCCUCCCCCGCCAGACUCCAUGGUGCCGGGGAGAUUGGCUCCCGUCAAGCGGGGUCUUCAAACCAGAUUCUGGUUGUCCCGGGUUGCCCUGACCACCGCCAAGAAGGGUCUUCGCCAGGCAGGCCUGGAAGCUGUCCCCCCUGCCCCAUCGCCCCUUGAUUCGGCAAGCACAAGACAUCCGUUCCAAGGACGCCCCCCCACCAGACUACCUCGGAGAUGUGGGAUCUCCUUGUGCCCAUCAAAGGGCCUUCCCAGCCUCGCCCGUCCCUCAGUCCCUUUCUGCUCGCCGAUAUCGUUGGAGUUCACCGCUGGAAGACAGUGAACCUGUCUUAGGCCGUGGGAUGUGAAGGAGCAGCUUUGUGGAGGAGAAAACCUUCCGACUGACUGAUUGAUUUGUGUUUCCACGGCCACUCUGUGUCCCGGAGGGUUCUUGGGAACCCCCAGUCCAGGGCUGGGCUACUGGGCCCAGGCACGGAAGCCAGCCGUGAGCGGAGACGGGGUGGGAGACAGUCGGCAGAUGCCUUGGGACUCUCAAUCCAGCUGCUCACAGAUCGGGUAUGUUCUGGGGAGUUCCCCGUACCCGUGUCGCACCCUCUACCCUCCCCACUUCUAUCCACCCAAUCCCCCCAUGUCCAGGUCCAGACAACCUCCAUUCUGUCAGUGUUAGAAGCGGCUAGUGGCCUCUCUGGGCUCCCCAGAAGCCCCUCCAUCCCUGCCACCCCUCUAGAGCUGAGCCAGCCCCUGGGUCUCGAGGUCCCCAGCUCCAAGGGGUCAGCUGCAGCCAGGAGAGGACAGAGGGCAAGCCCAAAGACCUCGUCUUCCCUCCCGGCUUGCCGGCUCAGACUCCGUGAUGAGUCCUGGCCCUGCCAUGCCCAGCAAUGGGUGUCAGAUGUGUACGAGGACCCCAGAGGGCCCUUCCGCCCUCCCUCUCCCUCUCUGAUGUUUCUGUGAGCAACUGAGAUGGAAAGGUAGCUUCUUUGCAGGUUCUGAUGUGUGAGAAGCCAGUAUAGAAGCAGAGCCGGAAGCCCAGGAAGCAGCGCCCAGCCUUGCUGGGGGGCGUCUGCCAAUCCCAUCCGGGCUGCCGGGGCCUGGGAAUCAUGGACGGGGACAACUUGGUGCUAAAAAGGGAGUUAGAAUCCAAUGGGCAGAACCUCGCUGAGAGAGGGGAAGUGGCCUCCCUCCGUGCCCCUGUACGCAAGCCACACCAGCCACAGGGCCCCGAGGGCCGGGUUGCUUCCCACCAAGACCCCCCCCGCGCCUCAAACCCGGCUUCCCGGGUCUCGGCGCUGGCCGGAAACUGGAGAUCGCGAUCCCGGUGUCUUUGCCAACCAGCUCCGACGCCCUUGACCCUGCAGAGCGGAGAGCCCCCCCCCCACCCCGCUUCAGGGGGAACCCUGUUGGGUGGGCGAUGCCCUGGGGCAUUUUAAAGCCCGCUCCAUUCUCAGCCUGUGUAGAUUUAGUUGUUGGAUUCUGGGUGAUUUAUUUGUAUUUAUUUACCUAUUUAUUUAUUUAUUUGUAGUUACACUGUUCUGUCUCUUAAGACUGAUAUAUAUAUAUUUGUUAAUUUAUGGUGACCGUCUCCUCAGGCAGAGUAGAAUUUCCUAAAGGGCAGGGAUUGUAUCUUUGUCUUCUUCUGCAGGCCCUUCAAGGGCUUAGUAGUGCUGUGCAUCCAACAGGAGCCUGGACAACAUCUCUGUUGUCGAACGGCCCAAACUCCUGGUACAGUGCAUGGUUGCAUUCAGGAGGGGCUCAAGAAAUCCCCUCCCUCCCCCCAGGAAACACUCCCCAGGCAGUGCUCUGAACACAAGGAGGCCCACCCUGCUUGCCAUGUUGAUCCUAAUGGUGGGCCAGCGCUUAGUACAGUGCUCGGCAUAGAGUAAGCACUUAAUUUUAACAAAUACCAGUCGGA